AUGCUCUCAGGAGUAAGAUUAGCAGUCCUGAGUUUCUAUCGCGGCCCAAGCGCAGGCAUCGACGAAAAUGAGUUGCUGAUAGAUUUUCUCCGGCACACAACAAAUCGGGCAAGUGGGGUUCUUGUCUUGGGGGAUUUCAAUGCUCCUGAGAUCGAAUGGGAAAUGGAGUAUGCGCCAGUGGGCAGCUUUGGGGAUGAGCUACUAGAGAUGAUGCAUGGAUUGGCGCUCACCCAGCACGUCACCGAUCCGUCCCGAUGGCGACUGGGUAACUCUCUCAGUACCUUAGAUCUUGUGUUUACCAAAAGCAGGAAUGACAUCAAGAUCACUGCCAUAGGUGCACCGCUAAACAGAAGUGACCACGCUAGUAUCCGGUGCCAAUGCGGCUGUGCUCUUCCGUUUUCUCAAGUCAAAUUGAGACGACGUUAUGGACGCAUGAAUACCGAAUGUCUUCAGGCUGCAGCUCAAACCAUGGUCUGA
Echinostoma caproni is the source of this 477-nucleotide messenger RNA. The record is from the annotation of a GenBank genome assembly. Lineage: Eukaryota; Metazoa; Platyhelminthes; Trematoda; Plagiorchiida; Echinostomatidae.